AUGGCCGCACAAGGACAAGGCGAACAGUAUUUUGCGACCAUAUUGAAUGGCACACUAUCACCUGACCAGAAACUCCGAAAGGAAGCUGAGGAUCAGUUAUUCUCAGCGGAGAAACAACAGCCGAAUUUUUCAAUAGCACUACUGAAAUUAGUCGCAAAUGAAAACAUUGGUUUGGAGAUCCGCUUUGCAGCGGCUCUUUUUUUCAAAAACUAUAUCAAGAGAAAUUGGCUCGAGGAGAGCGAUCUACUUCCCGAUGAUAUUCGAAUGGCAAUCAAAACGGAGAUUAUCGAUAUUUUGGUUGCUGUACCCGACAGGAUAAGACCGCCCCUUAGCGAUGCUGUAUCUCUGAUCAGCGAGAGUGAUUUCCCAGAGAAAUGGGAAACUCUCAUUCAGCAACUUGUGGCGAAAUUGACUGUCAAAGAUUUUACACAAAAUAACGCGAUUUUAGAUACUGCACAUGCUAUAUUCAAAAGAUGGCGUCAUGAAUUUCGUUCAGACUCGCUAUAUUCAAGCAUUAAUUUUGUACUUGGUCAAUUCUGUCAACCUUAUUAUGAAUUACUAAAGGCGACAGAUUCUCUAAUUGAAGCAAAUGCCAACAACAAACCAGUGCUUACAGUGUUAUUGCAAAGCUUGCUAUUUGAAAUGAAAUUAUUUUAUGAUCUCAAUUACCAAGAUCUGCCGCCUUUCUUUGAGGACAACAUGGCGGAUUGUAUGAAUUUACUUCACAAGUAUCUGACGUACACAAACCCUUUAUUCGCAAAUGAUGAUGAUGACGAGGCCGGUCCUCUGGAGAAAAUAAAAGCAUCCAUAUGUGAGAUCGUUGCCUUAUAUACAGCAAAAUUCGAAGAUGUUUUCACAAUGCUUCCAACGUUUGUAGAAACGAUAUGGACAUUGCUGACGACUACCGGAAUAUCGCCCAAAUAUGAUAUUCUUGUCAGCCAAGCCAUGGUCUUUUUGACUACGGUUGUCAAGUUGGAGCGAUACCGAUCGCUUUUCAAUCAACCAGAAACGCUGCGGCAGUUCUGUGAAGCCAUAGUGCUUCCAAAUAUGACCUUAAGGAGCGUCGAUGAAGAGUUGUUUGAAAUGGAUCCAAUUGAAUACAUUCGAAGAGACAUUGAGGGAUCAGACAGUGAAACUCGUCGACGAGCGGCAACUGAUUUUGUCCGAGGCUUAAUGGUACUUUAUGUGGAACAGAUUACUCAGAUCAUCAAGACCUAUGUGGAACAGUACCUUAAUACUUACAAUCAAAAUCCGGCAGUCAAUUGGAAAGAAAAGGAUACAGCAAUAUAUCUAUUGACGUCUAUUGCUGCGCAGGGAUCUGUGACGAAACAUGGCGUUACAGUCGUAAACUCAUUUGUAAACGUUGUUGACUGGUAUGACCAACAUAUAUUACCCGAUCUUAAAACUCCAAUUGACAGCGGUUCCGCUAUUCUAAAAGUUGAUGCCUUAAAAUAUCUAUACACCUUUCGUAAUCAGAUGUCCAAGGAGAAACUUCUCGAGGCCUUUCCUUAUCUGAUGCAACAUCUGCGAUCUUCUAGUUACGUUGUAUAUACUUAUGCUGCAAUCACUAUAGAAAGAAUUUUGUUCAUGAGACGAGACAAUGUUUUGGUAUUCAAUCAGAAUGACAUUCGACCAUACACGCAUGAUCUUUUGAUUAUACUAUUUGGAUUGAUCGAAUCUGCGACUACCCCGGCGACACUGGCAGAGAAUGACUACUUAAUGAAAGCGGUGAUGCGGGUGCCGUUUACUAGUCGUGAAGAAAUAUCUCCGUAUGUGGGAGAUAUAAUUGAUCAUUUGAACAAAAUAUUAAUUGUGAUAAGCAAGAAUCCGAGUAACCCCCAAUUUAAUCAUUAUACAUUCGAGGCUAUUGGCGCUUUGCAAGAUGUAACUGAGUUUGUGCCUUAUGUUUUUCAAGUGCUAUCCUUAUUACUUGAAUGUCAUACUGUACAAGAAUUGCCGGAGAUGUAUCAAGCCAUCUUGCCGGUAUUGCUAAAAUCCAACUUGUGGGAAACUCAAGGCAACGUACCUGCGCUGGUACGUCUACUCCAAGCCUAUCUUCACAGAUCAACAACAAGUAUCAUCGUCAACAAUCAGCUUGAAGCGAUCCUUGGUAUCUUCCAAAAACUUCUUGCUUCCAGGUUGAACGAUCAGCUUGGACUUGAGCUUGUCUCUUCAGUCAUUCGAUAUGUGCCCACGGUGACUUUGAAUCACUAUAUUGGGCCCAUAUUUAUUCUUAUAUUAAAAAAAUUACAAAACGCAAAGCAGGACAAGUUCCUAAUUGCAUUUGAUAAGUUUAUAUUUUGCUCUUUUGCAAUCGAUAAGGAGGGAGCUGGACCAGAUUAUAUAAUCCAAGUCAUUGACAGCAUCCAGCCAAGUUUAUUCAUGGGACUCCUCAACGGGCCCAUUAUGCAGAAUUUGCAAAAGGUCCAAGGAAGAAUCGAACGCAAAAUUUGUGCCGUGGGAAUGACGCGUCUUUUGACCAAGUCUGAAAAAGUCAUGGGCAGCGAAUAUGCUGAAGUCUGGCCUAUUCUUCUCGGCAUGCUCGUUCGAUUCUUUGAGGCACCAACAGAGAUUGAGACGCAUGCGGAUGCUGAGGAUAGUCUAUACGAAUUUGACCUUGUCGAAGAUCGGGAGUUUAAGGCACAGUUUGCCAAGCUGAAUUCAACAUCUCGCGUGAAUGACGACCCAGUGGAGAACGUUAUCGAUCCGCGAGUAUUCUUGGCGCAGUCACUUGUAGAGGCAAACCAGCGAUAUUCUGGGACGAUAUUCAGAUUGAUAACGGAAAAAGAGCCUCGCGAGUGUGUUGACUAUAUCAAUGAAUACAUGAAACUUGCGGGAUUGGGGGGUCUACUGUGA
Messenger RNA from Paraglomus occultum, 2856 nucleotides. The record is from the annotation of a GenBank genome assembly. NCBI's taxonomy places the organism in Eukaryota, Fungi, Glomeromycota, Glomeromycetes, Paraglomerales, Paraglomeraceae.